Sinocyclocheilus grahami is the source of this 2126-nucleotide messenger RNA. RefSeq names its product voltage-dependent anion-selective channel protein 1. The transcript is spliced from 9 exons. The record is from RefSeq and is a predicted model, not a curated record. NCBI's taxonomy places the organism in Eukaryota, Metazoa, Chordata, Actinopteri, Cypriniformes, Cyprinidae. Gene Ontology annotation, cellular component: mitochondrial outer membrane. Gene Ontology annotation, biological process: monoatomic anion transmembrane transport. Gene Ontology annotation, molecular function: voltage-gated monoatomic anion channel activity. The coding region runs from base 525 to 1376 and encodes 283 amino acids.
GAGCGGGGCCGGAAUCACUCGUUAAUGCUACAACUGAUGCAUUUGCCGCAUGUGUGAAUGUGCUCCGACCGCAUGCUAGCGUGAUCAAACGCGCACGGUUAAACUGCAUGUAUCCUGCGCUCGUGCGACUCCUGUCUCACGAAGUAUUGCAAUAUUGCAUGAGUGGAAAGGGCUGAUUGUGUGCUCAUCUGUCUGCUCUGAUAGUGGCCUAAACCUGCGCCAUCGAGCUCCUCAUCUCCUUCACACGCAGAUCAGAGUUUGCAUUGUGUUCUGCUAUUUCGUUUGCAUCCAGUUUACUCAGAGACUCGCAUGCAUCGUGUAUGGUGUGCUGAAGGAGCAGGCCUGGCUGUGAUGCAUGGGUGGGAUGCAAGUAGUCCUCUGUCCGCCAGCAUCUGGCCAUUUUGCGAUGAUCAGCAUCGGCUGGUCACAGUAUAAUGUGGGUUUUCCACAUGCACAGAUACUCGAAAGGCAGGCGGGAUGUCAUGAAAACGCAGUAUGUUCCUCACUAAGUGCUGAAGAGGACAAUGGCUGUUCCUCCAACAUAUGUAGACCUGGGCAAGUCCGCCAGGGACAUCUUCACUAAAGGAUAUGGUUUUGGUCUGAUCAAGUUGGACUUGAAAACGAGGUCAGAGAAUGGAUUGGAGUUCAAGAGCUCCGGAUCGGCCAACACCGAGACCAGCAAGGUAGCAGGAACACUGGAGACCAAGUACAAGUGGGCAGAACACGGCCUGACCUUCACUGAGAAGUGGAACACUGACAACACUCUGGGCACGGAGAUCACUCUGGAGGACCAGCUGGCUAAAGGACUGAAGUUGACGUUUGAUUCCUCCUUUUCUCCGAACACUGGAAAGAAGAGCGGGAAGAUCAAGAGCGGCUACCAGCGCGAGCACAUCAAUCUGGGCUGUGAUGUGGACUAUGACAUCAAUGGCACCGCGGUGCACGGAGCCGUGGUCGUGGGCUUCGAGGGCUGGCUGGCCGGGUACCAGAUGACUUUCGAGGCUGGGAGGAACCGGGUCACCCAGAGCAACUUCGCUGUGGGCUACAAGACCGACGAGUUCCAGCUCCACACAAACGUGAAUGAUGGAACAGAGUUCGGUGGCUCCAUUUACCAGAAAGUGAACGAUAAUCUGGAGACGGCGGUCAACCUGGCCUGGACCGCCGGCAACAGCAACACCCGCUUUGGCAUCGCUGCCAAGUAUCAGAUCGAUGCCGAUGCUUCCUUCUCAGCCAAAGUGAAUAAUUCUAGCCUCGUCGGCCUGGGAUAUACUCAAACCUUGAAGCCUGGUAUUAAGCUGACCCUUUCUGCUCUUCUGGAUGGGAAGAACAUUAACGCAGGUGGCCACAAACUGGGUUUGGGCCUGGAGUUCGAGGCAUAGGAAGCUGAAGAGUGCAAUAAUCCUGGCUUGAUUUAUUUAUUUAUUUUUGAAUACCUACCCUCACCUUGUUCCUCUUAGAUGCCCUGGCCAAGGACACGCACUAUACUCUUGUCAAACAAUGCAUUAGUGAUGGCUCACUUCUUCAGAGAGUGCAGCAAAUGCAUAUUUACUAGGUCACACAGAACGAAAGAAGAGCAUUUAGAAAUGGCUCGAAAAAUGUAUUUUCAAUACACUCAACAUUAUUUAUUACAGUGUUGAUCAUGACAGAAUAGUUUAAUUUUUGGGAAGCGUCUAGAAAUGCAGACGUUUGCAUCAGACAACACUAAUAUUAGGUCACAACAUUCCUGAUCUACGCUUUUCACCCCGACGAAGCUUGAACGAAGGGACCCGUGUGUAACAGAUGACACUCAGAGGGCUGCUGUAGGAGCCCUUCACGUCUUUAGUUGUAGACACCAGACUUUUGGGUGCGUUUCGUGUUUUUGUCUCGUCUGUGUGAGUGAAACCACAUGUGUAUCUCGUCCAUUAUGGUUUCUCCGCUGCAUACUGCCUGUACCUUUGAUGGCAAAACUCUUUCAGCUCUCCCUGAACUAAAGGAGGUUGGAAACCAGCUUCUGACGUGUAUUGGGGAGAGCAGAAAAGAUCUGAAUGAGUGGAUGCAGUCUUCCGUUUUUAAAUGUAGGAUUAGAAUACUGUGGGUUUGGCAGUAUGGAUACUUUCAUUGAAUAAAACAUUUCAACUCGGACCACACUA